AUGCUGCACUUCGGCAGUGCCGCUCAGGGCACAACCCCGAUGAGAAAACCACGCUCGAAGAAGCGGAAGACAACUGAAAGGUCGCUAAAGCCAGGGUUGGCUAAGGUCUAUCUGGGUCCUAAUGCGACUGAGGCCCCUCCAAAGCCAAAGGUGGUUGAUGUCCCCACAACUGUUGUCUUGGAGAUGGCGAAGAGGCUAGCGGUCUCCAACGAUGUUGGUAGCCAUUUAGCCUAUCUGGUAUCUAUUUUCCUAGAGAGGAAAAUGGACCGGUGGUGGGGUGAUCGGACUCUCCAAGCAUCUCAUGGUCUCUCGCACACCCUUCAGGACUUCAGGUACAACUUUACACCUUUCAGCACGCUCGCUUUUGAGCUGUCUGGCGAGGGCGUCACGAUGGAGAAUAAGUGGUUAAAGGCUGAGUUCACUGCCCGAGAGCAAGCCCUUGACCAUGAACGGGCCAAGUUAAAGGCCACUGCCUCCAAAGUGAAAAAGGAGACCAAGACUAUGAGGACUGAGUUGAUUAGAAUUCUGACCGAGCUUUUCGGGCUUCUAAUGACUUUGUUUUGGCAAUAUUUGGCCCAUCGCUUAGACUAA
Striga asiatica is the source of this 591-nucleotide messenger RNA. NCBI's taxonomy places the organism in Eukaryota, Viridiplantae, Streptophyta, Magnoliopsida, Lamiales, Orobanchaceae. The record is from the annotation of a GenBank genome assembly.